AUGAUGGGCUGUGGGGAGUCAGAGCUGGGAUCAGCAGCAGAAGAGGCCGUGGCGGUCCCGGAGCCACCCCCAGAGCCUCGAACCUCGGAGCCAGGAGCCCCAGUGCCAGAGCCCGGCCUGGACCUGAGCCUGAGCCCGAGCCCGCGGCCCGAGAGCCCAGAAACGCCGCGCCGCAGCCCUGGGCGGAGGCAGGGGCGGGAGGAUCGGCGACGCGGUUUUCGGAAAGGGAGACAGGUCCGAUUCCGCCUGGCGCCUGGCGCCCCCAGCCGAUCCGAGCCGCAGCCGGCGGCGGUCGUAAGGAGCGAGCAGCCCGCGGCGCCGCACGAGUUGGAGGCGCCCGCGCUCCAGAGUACCCUGGUCCUGGGCCACGAGCUGCAGGCCGCACGGGCCGCUGCCGGGGGCCACUUUGACGCCGAGAAGGCGGUGGAGGAACAUCUGAGAAAGUCGUUCCAGACCCGCUGCGGCCUGGAGGAGAGCGUGACCGACGGGUUGAAUGUACCGCGCUCCAAGCGGCUCUUCCGGGACCUGGUGAGCCUGCAGGUGCCCGAGCAGCAGGUUCUGAACGCCGCGCUGAGGGAGAAGCUGGCGGUCCUGCCUCCGCAUCCUCGAGCCCCGCCCUCCAAGGAGGCACCUGGAGCAGGGCCAGACAUGACCAUCCUCUGUGACCCAGAAACAUUAUUUUACGAAACUCCACACCUGACCCUGGACGGCUUGCCUCCCCUCCGGCUUCAACUCCGGCCCCGCCCCUCAGAGGAUACUUUCCUCAUGCACCGGACAUUGAGGCGAUGGGAAGCGUAG
Messenger RNA from Chrysochloris asiatica (Cape golden mole), 798 nucleotides. It is a transcript of the gene PPP1R35, whose product is annotated as protein phosphatase 1, regulatory subunit 35. Gene Ontology annotation, molecular function: phosphatase binding. The transcript has 4 exons. The record is from RefSeq and is a predicted model, not a curated record. Gene Ontology annotation, biological process: negative regulation of phosphatase activity. The coding region runs from base 1 to 798 and encodes 265 amino acids. NCBI's taxonomy places the organism in Eukaryota, Metazoa, Chordata, Mammalia, Afrosoricida, Chrysochloridae.